CUAAAAUCUAGGCGGUGCGAAAAUCUAUACUCCACGUGCGUCACUUGUAACCUGCAUCCAACAGUUCCAAAGCUAAAGAAGUUUUUAACACGUAUUUUAGUACCUUUCAUAUUAGUUGAACUCUACAAUAAUGAAGAAGAAAUUGAAGUUGAAUCCUUUAUACCGUGAAAAAUCUCAAGAAGAGGCUGAUAUUAAGAAUGAAUCUGAAGGCGCUGAAGAAAUCAGUCAGGAAGUUAAGUUCCCAUCUCACAAUCAGUUUAACAAUAUAAAAUGUAAGGCAGUGAGGCUCCAGAAAAAUUUAAAGUUGAAAAAGGAAAAGACAAAGGCCAAAAAAGAAGCCAGAAAGGAGAGGAUUAAGAGUGGUUUACCCAAGGCAGUACCACAUACUAUUGAGAGCCUACGUGAAAAGGAUGAGACUGUUGUUCAAGGAGACAUAGACGAUGAGGAAAAUGAGGAGAUUAAGAUUGACUUGGAACAUGAUGAAUUUGCUUCUUAUUACAAGCAUGGCUACGAGCCCAAAGUUCUUAUUACUUACUCUGAUAAUCCACUGAGAAAGACCAGAAUCUUUGGUAGAGAACUUACAAGAAUCAUACCAAACUCUAUAUCCUUGUACAGAAACAGAUCAGGCGUAAAGAAAAUGGUGAAGAGUGCUAUUGCCAGAGGUUUUACAGAUAUAAUUGUCAUCAAUGAAAAUAUGAAACAACCUAAUGGCUUGCUACUAGUUCAUUUACCAGAUGGUCCUACAGCUCAUUUUAAAUUGAGCAAUCCAAAAAUAACACCAGAACUCAAAAAGAACUACAGAGAAAUAACAGAACACCGUCCUGAGGUGAUACUAAAUAACUUUACAACUCGACUGGGUCACACAGUUAGUAGAAUGCUAGGUGCUCUGUUUCACUACGAGCCAGAGUUUCGUGGCAGAAGGGCAGUUACGUUUCACAACCAGAGAGAUUACAUAUUUUUCAGACAUCAUAGGUAUGAGUUCAAUAUGAAAACAGGCAAACCGAAACUCCGUGAGCUUGGUCCUCGGUUCACAUUAAAAUUACGUUCCAUACAAAAAGGCACGUUUGACAGUAAAUACGGGGAGUAUGAAUGGAUAAUACAAGGUCGCCGUCACGCAAUGGAAACUAGCAGAAGGAAAUUCUUCUUAUAAAAUUGCAAUUAAAUUCAAAUACCAAUUCCAUUCUACCA
Cephus cinctus (wheat stem sawfly) is the source of this 1188-nucleotide messenger RNA. Its product is annotated as probable ribosome production factor 1. The coding region runs from base 131 to 1150 and encodes 339 amino acids. NCBI's taxonomy places the organism in Eukaryota, Metazoa, Arthropoda, Insecta, Hymenoptera, Cephidae. The record is from RefSeq and is a predicted model, not a curated record. Gene Ontology annotation, cellular component: nucleolus; preribosome, large subunit precursor. Gene Ontology annotation, biological process: maturation of 5.8S rRNA; maturation of LSU-rRNA. The transcript has 3 exons. Gene Ontology annotation, molecular function: rRNA primary transcript binding.